UUUGACAGUUUGCAUCGCGAGUUCAUCCUCUGCUUUUGUCAGCUGUCACUGUUCUGUCACCGUUGUUCUCGCGAGUCGUAACUUUUCACCAGCCGAAAGUGAUCUCCACUGCUGUGGUUUUAUCGAAAGUUUUAUCGAAUAUCCCAUUCAAAUCGAUCAAGAUGCUGACGAACCAGAUCCAGCAGGCCGCCCGCAUGUUGGGAGCCCAGGCCCGCCGCAACUAUGGCGUCUCGGCCGUCGUCCUGUCCAAGGCAACCGAUCCGAUUCAGCAGCUCUUCAUCAACAAACUCCGCGACUACAAGAGCAAGAGCAGCGGCGGCAAGCUGGUCGACGCCACGCCCGAGAUCGAACGCGAACUGAAGCAGGAGCUGGAGAAGCUGGCCAAGCAGUACGGAGGCGCCAGCGGCGUCGACAUGACCGCCUUCCCCUCCUUCAAAUUCGAGGAACCCAAGAUGGGCCCCAUCAAUUCCAGCAGCGCCUAAGAAAAACAAAAAAAAAAGCUAGGCCACUGCUAGACGUUCUUGUAAAGUUAUCGAAAUUCGCGGAAUAAAUUAUCUGAAAUCUUAA
Molecule: messenger RNA, 567 nt
Organism: Aedes aegypti (yellow fever mosquito)
Lineage: Eukaryota; Metazoa; Arthropoda; Insecta; Diptera; Culicidae
Gene: ATPsynCF6
Product: ATP synthase-coupling factor 6, mitochondrial
Exons: 3
Coding region: 162-482 (106 amino acids)
Biological process (GO): proton motive force-driven ATP synthesis
Molecular function (GO): proton transmembrane transporter activity
Source: RefSeq, a predicted model, not a curated record